AUGGAUAAUGAGGGGGAUCGCUCGGCUGCUCCCCUCAACAGUGGUGAAUAUAGAGGAAAUGUUUUUACCCUAAAUUCGGAUGAUGAGAAAAUCGAAGAGUAUGUUGAUAUGGCUCAUCGGAGGGGAACAACAAAAGGAGCUAAUUAUCCCAGUUCGGAUGGAAGGGCUGGCCACAACGUCAGAUCAAAGGUCAAAAAGGGACAACGUGGUCGAAACCACGGGGGUCAUAGUAGCGGUGUAAGCAGUGGCAAUAGCAGCGCUAGCCGUUGUAGUAACAGCCAAGAGAGUGAAAAUCUCAAGGGCAUAGCAACCCCCCACAGGAAUAACAUGGACGCGGUCUCACACGUAGGAGAGUCAGGUGGUGAACAAAUUAACAGAAACAGCAGCUGCAGGAAGACGGGACAGAAAACUUCGGAUGGAAGGAUCCCCAUGAACGGUGAACACGUGAGCGAUAGCAUUUAUUCCUAUCAUAAGAACAGAGCACACGGUGGUGCAAAUCAUGGCAACACCACAGCUGGGGCACAAAAUGAAAUUUCCCAGGGCACUGAUAAUGAUGAGGCCAGCGAGGCACAGAUGAACGACAGGAGCAGGGCCCUGCUGCACGAAAAUAUGAACAGCAUAAACAGCAUGAAUGUAAUGGGAUCGAAUGAAAACGUAAUUGGGGUGUCGACACAUUGUAUGGAAAUGUCGUCAAAUGUUGGGGUCCCUAACUUCAUGGUUCCAAACGAGCGAGCAGGCAAUGGCCAAAGCAGCGAACCAGUCAACGAUAGCAUAAUUAGCAGUAAUGCCCCUCUGGGUAGUGGCACAAGCCAAAUGAAUAGGAGAAGGAGAAAAAACAGGAGAGCCAAAAUUAUAAAAAAGUGUGGUGGACUGAAAGACAAAGAAGAACCCAUUUUGCCUUUUUAUGUUAUAUGCGACUAUCUAGAUUUUGUGGAGAGAAAAAUGUAUGUAAACAAAUUCCGAUUUAAAUUAUAUGACCCCAUUUAUCAGCUGGGGAAGUACCGCAAUUGUGCAGGGGUUGUUCUAAAGAAGGAUUUAAAAAAAAGCUGUUUAAAUUAUAUCGACUCUAAUUUUAUAUUUUUAAAAAAGGAGUUAUGCAAAAUUGAUCUAGAUAUUGACAUAAGAUGUCCAACUAAACAGAUCUUUAAGCACGUGUGCUACCGAAUGAAUGUGGACCCCACACAUGUGCUCAUAUUUCCAUACCCCCCGCUAAAUAGCCCUAUAAAUUUUAACCCUUACAAUAUUGAUUCCUUCACCUCUAAUUCCGAUUCGGAUGGAGACAAUUACCAAAAAAAUAGCAACUCGAAUUAUGGGCCCAUGCCAUUUGAAAUGCUAAUAAAACAACAUGCCGUAGCAUUAGAGCACAAUUCACUCACCGAACAAAAAACUUUUUGUUUGUCUCUUCUUCCAUUUCAUUACAAAUAUUUCACCAGACUGUACCCGGAAGAUUCCCCCAAAUAUUUCCACUAUGUAGUUCACUUGUUCAACGCAAAUGUACAAUCCGUUGCGGCAUUUACAGGGCAUAUUAAGCUUAAGAAAAGCCUACCUAAUAAGAAUAGAGGCGAGGAUAAUUACUUUCAAGGGGAUGUAGACUCUAGCAGUGAGGUCUCCGGAUCAUCCAACUCCGACAGGUCCAGUAGCACCAUGGCCAACCGAAACUAUGUGGCCAAUAAUUACACAACUGUGCAAGAUUUAAUAGAUAAAAUUAAGUUAGAAAUUAACCCCUACUUGAAAAAAAGAGGAAUAAACGUAAAGCAAAAAUUUAGAUUGCUGUUUACCUUUGGCCCAAAAAUUAAGUACCUGAGCCAUAAUGAACAGCUCAUACAAAUGGAUUUCGUCAACACGAACCACAUCAAAAAUGUGUAUGUAACUCCGCUGAGGAUGGAGCCUGAUUUUACGGACGAACAGAAGCAUUUGAUAGAAACGGACCAGCUCAAGAUAAUUCACGUUUUCAACCAGACACCUUCGAAGGAAGUUUUCGGAUACAGUUUUGACGUCCUCGUGGAUCCGAAUGACAAUAUGCUCGACAUCAAAAACAGGAUAAGGAAAAGGACCCUCCUGCCCAAGUACAUAUUCGACAAAAUCACCUUCUUCGAGUUUGAGAAUGGGCAGAGAAUUUGGAGGUCCAAUGACGACACCAUCAAUUGGAAGAACAAGCAGUUCGCCAUCAUUAUAGGAGAACACCAUGCCCCUUCCCAAUCGAAGCCCCAAAUGGGAAUGAAAAUAGCAUAA
This is a messenger RNA of Plasmodium fragile, 2232 nucleotides long. RefSeq lists its product as uncharacterized. The record is from RefSeq and is a predicted model, not a curated record. Bases 1 to 2232 code for a protein of 743 amino acids. The transcript is spliced from 4 exons. NCBI's taxonomy places the organism in Eukaryota, Apicomplexa, Aconoidasida, Haemosporida, Plasmodiidae.